This is a messenger RNA of Paecilomyces variotii, 1164 nucleotides long. RefSeq lists its product as hypothetical. NCBI's taxonomy places the organism in Eukaryota, Fungi, Ascomycota, Eurotiomycetes, Eurotiales, Thermoascaceae. The transcript has 3 exons. Gene Ontology annotation, molecular function: protein binding. The record is from RefSeq and is a predicted model, not a curated record. Bases 1 to 1164 code for a protein of 387 amino acids.
AUGGAUCUGGCGGUCACUGUUGCUGUAUCUGGACCCGGGAGUAUUUUUCUGAUUUUCUUCCUUUUCUAUCCCUAUUCCUCGCCAACACUUCGAAUAACAUCAGGGUUCCUUUUUAUGGAAGAUUGGGAAAUGUCUCUUUUGCAAUUGUUUUCGCGCACGCCACAAAAGAAACCAAGCCUCUACAAAUUACCGCCUGAAAUCCUCCAGCAAAUCGCCCAAGUGCUCCCAACACCAUCCGCAGCCCUAUUUGCUCUGACCAAUAAAUAUCUCUUCCAUGUCGUCGGACGGCAGUAUUUUCGACUGGAAAAGACAGACUGGAUGGUCUUUCUCUCAACUCUCCAACGCGAUGUAGAGCAUUGGGUUCUGUGCUAUUACUGCCAGAUUUUCCAUUACCUGCCACCGGGUCGAGGCCUUUUCUUCGGUACUUUAGCCAGUCCCCGAUGUGCAGACCGGUAUCUACGCACCCGCGUCAAGUGCCUGAAUACUCCCGGACUCACAUUUAUCGACGUCCAACGCAUGUUGAACGAAUAUCGAUAUGGAUUCUCCCAGGGAAUGGAGAUGAGACUGAGCAAUACUGCACGUUUCCAGGCGGAACCCCGUCGAGGAUUUGCGGAUGAAUUCAAAGUCAUUGAUGAUGAGCUCUUCCUCAAGAGGGAUAUGGUGCUAGGCUACAGAUAUGGAGACUCGAGUUCCUGGGACAGAGCCCUUGCGGAUAUUCCUUGCGUGUGCCGCCAUGUUAAUCUCAAUUAUGGAAACACAAAGCCGCUCGAAGCUCCUUCGAAUGCAAAUGACGAAGAAUUAUGCUCGUGGCUGAGAUGUCGUGUAUGUGGCGCAGAGAUGCGUUCCCAGCACACGAAAUUGGGCGACACUGGUCAAUGCGAGAUCCGACUGACGUCUUGGCAUGCGUUUGGGAAGUGCCAAAGUCCGUUUGAAGAGCAAUGGACACGGACGGCCUUGAUCGAGAAGACUUCUUCCGAGGAGCCCAUCUUUCCUAACCAGGCAGUUGUUCACGCACGAUAUGAAAAAGCACCUCCUGCGCAAGAACCUUCAAAUUGGUAUUAUUUCUUGGGCCAUCUCUUAGGUGUGCCUGGGAAUGGGAGAUACCGCCCGGGGUGGGGGUUGCUUCUUCCAUAUCUUGAUGUUGGGCUUGAAGUAUGUCCAUGA